UAAUUUUCGAACUUUCUCUCUCCUCCCCCUUGUUCUCCUUCAUCAUCCUCCCAAAAAGUUUCCAAGAAUUCUCACACCCACACCCUUCCUUUCUACUCCACCAAUUGAAGCCACGUCACCCUCAACAACCCCUCUCUCUACUUUCUCUCUCUUAAAAGAACAUCCCAGAACGAGCAGUUUCUUUUCUUCACUCGUAACUCCCUCCUCAAUAAAAACGCAAAUCCUCCCAUCGCUCCCUGUAGACACUGCCAACUGCAACAAUACAACGCAAUUAAAAAAUAAAAAUAAAAACCCCGUCUCCAAUUUUUCCCCCAUUUGUUUUGCUUCAAAUUCUACAACCCCUCUCUCCUUCUUCUCACCUGCUCCUGCUAACCAUACCUCACACAAAUAAACAAAGAAGCAAAACCCAAUUCUCUUUCUUCUUCUUCCUAUUGAAAAGACAACGAAAACAGGACAUGGGUCUUCUCUGCUCCUGAUUUUUUUUUUCAUCCAUGGAUCUUGAAACAGGCGUUUAUAAUAACCCCGUCAAGAGAGAAUCUUGGAGGACAGUUCUUUCACUAGCGUACCAGAGUCUGGGAGUGGUUUAUGGGGAUUUAAGCACUUCCCCAUUGUAUGUAUACAAGAGUACUUUCGCAGAGGAUAUUCGGCACUCUGAGGGCAAUGAAGAGAUCUUUGGAGUCCUCUCCUUUGUGUUUUGGACUCUAACUUUAGUACCCCUAUUGAAAUAUGUGUUUAUAGUUCUAAGGGCUGAUGAUAAUGGUGAAGGAGGCACUUUUGCGCUUUACUCUUUGCUUUGUCGACAUGCUAGGGUUGGGUUUCUGCCCAAUGGGCAGCUUGCCGAUGAGGAGAUUUCGGCGUAUAAGAAGACGGAUGGGAGGUUUCAGUUGUAUAAUGGGGAUAGGAGUGAGAGGAGACCGGGGGCUGGAUCAAGGGUGAAGAGGGUAUUAGAGAAGCACCAAGUAUUGCAAAAGAUGCUGUUGAUUCUUGCACUGCUAGGGACUUGUAUGGUGAUAGGGGAUGGAGUGCUUACUCCCGCGAUUUCGGUUUUUUCAGCAGUCUCAGGGCUUGAGCUUUCAAUGUCGAAGCAGCAUCACAAAUAUGUUGAGGUUCCUGUUGCAUGCAUCAUAUUGAUUUGCUUGUUUGCGCUGCAACAUUAUGGAACUCACCGUGUAGGAUUCCUCUUCGCACCGAUUGUCAUCACAUGGCUUUUAUGCAUCAGCACAAUCGGAUUAUAUAACAUUUUCUAUUGGAAUCCUCAUGUAUAUAAAGCAUUAUCUCCAUAUUACAUGUAUAAGUUUUUGAAAAAGACUCAAAGAGGGGGCUGGAUGUCCUUGGGUGGAAUCUUAUUAUGUGUAACAGGUUCUGAAGCAAUGUUCGCAGAUCUGGGGCACUUCUCUCAGUUAUCAAUCAAGAUUGCUUUUACUUCUGUGGUUUAUCCAGCUUUGAUCCUAGCAUAUAUGGGGCAAGCAGCAUAUCUAUCUAAACAUCAUAUUAUUGAAAGUGAAUAUCGAAUUGGAUUCUAUGUAUCUGUCCCAGAAAGAUUAAGGUGGCCAGUUUUGGCAAUCGCUAUACUUGCAGCAGUGGUAGGAAGCCAAGCUAUUAUUACUGGUACUUUCUCCAUCAUAAAACAGUGCUCUGCUUUGGGUUGUUUCCCUCGGGUAAAAAUUGUGCACACAUCAUCCAAAGUGCAUGGACAAAUAUAUAUACCAGAGAUAAACUGGAUCUUGAUGAUAUUAUGUUUAGCUGUUACCGUUGGUUUCAGGGAUACAAAGCACUUGGGUAAUGCAUCAGGCUUGGCAGUGAUAACAGUAAUGCUGGUAACCACUUGCUUGAUGUCCCUCGUAAUGGUGCUAUGCUGGCACAAGAAUAUCCUACUUGCUAUAUGCUUCAUCCUCUUCUUUGGUACAAUUGAGGCUCUCUACUUCUCAGCUGCCCUCAUAAAAUUCCUCAGUGGAGCAUGGGUCCCCAUUGUCUUAGCUCUCAUCUUCAUGAUUGUUAUGUAUGUUUGGCACUAUGGGACUCUUUUGAAGUACGAAUUUGAUGUUCAGAACAAGGUGUCCAUCAACUGGCUCCUUAGCCUUGGCCCAACUCUUGGAAUUGUUCGUGUUCGUGGUAUCGGUCUCAUACACACUGAGCUUGUUUCUGGAAUCCCUGCUGUCUUCUCCCACUUUGUCACCAAUCUUCCUGCCUUUCAUCAGGUCCUUGUUUUCCUAUGCAUCAAAUCUGUCCCAGUCCCAUAUGUUCAACCCGAGGAACGGUUCCUCGUCGGUCGUGUCGGCCCGAGAGAGUACCGCCUCUACAGAUGCAUCGUCCGCUACGGGUACCAUGAUGUGCACAAGGACGACCUUGAGUUCGAGAAGGACCUUGUCUGCAGCAUCGCAGCCUUCAUUCAGUCCGAAAGCAACUCUGAACCCAAUGGCACUCCCUCAUCCGAGGUUUCUGUCAAGGACGAAGAAAAGAUGGCCGUUGUUGGUACAGGAUUCAGGCUACGAGAAGACGAGAACAGCGACCACAAUGACAGUGACAAGGAUGGAGCGAUCACAGAUGAAGGCACAUCGAAGCCGAGGGAGAUACAGUCACCGAUUGUAGUGAGGAGGAAGAGAGUUAGGUUUCUCUUGCCAGAGAGUCCGAAGAUGGAUAGUGGAUCGAGAGAGGAGAUGGAGGAGCUGAUGGAGGCGAGGGAGGCUGGGAUGGCCUUUAUAAUGAGCCAUUCAUAUAUGAAAGCGAAGAGUGGAUCAAGCUUCAUAAAGAGACUGGCGAUCAACGUCGGAUAUGAAUUCUUGAGGAGGAACUGUAGGAGUCCAACGUACGCGGUCAGUACGCCGCACGCAUCUACAUUGGAGGUAGGAAUGGUGUAUCAUGUAUGAGGUUUUUAUAGGAUGGAAAUGGAAAUUCUUGUAUAUUAAAUCUUUGUUGUGCUCUGUAUAUUAUGGUUAAGGGAUGAGUUUAUAGGUGUAGAGAGCUUCAAAGUUUUGAAGAUAAGAUGCCAAGAUAAGAUGCCCAUGUAAAUGUGAUGAAAUUUUUCGGGGAUGGAGAUUCUGGUGCGGUAGACUUUGAGGUACGGAUAGUGUGAUGUGGUGUUUCGAUAAGAAUAAUUUAUGUAGCUUGCAAAAGUUUGCAUCUAUCAUGUUGAGCUA
Molecule: messenger RNA, 3137 nt
Organism: Asparagus officinalis (garden asparagus)
Lineage: Eukaryota; Viridiplantae; Streptophyta; Magnoliopsida; Asparagales; Asparagaceae
Product: potassium transporter 6-like
Exons: 9
Coding region: 492-2867 (791 amino acids)
Biological process (GO): potassium ion transmembrane transport
Cellular component (GO): membrane
Molecular function (GO): potassium ion transmembrane transporter activity
Source: RefSeq, a predicted model, not a curated record